Molecule: messenger RNA, 1396 nt
Organism: Phaeodactylum tricornutum CCAP 1055/1
Lineage: Eukaryota; Bacillariophyta; Bacillariophyceae; Surirellales; Neidiaceae
Exons: 1
Coding region: 1-1215 (404 amino acids)
Source: RefSeq, a predicted model, not a curated record
AUGUCGGUGGAUGUCAAUGCAGUCAAGGAACGCCUCAACGGACUAGUGACGCUGCUCAAAGCCGUCGGUGUGGACGAUCUCAAUACCGGAGAUGUACAGCGGGUCAGCAAAGGACUUAGAAAAAACGGAGGCCUAGGGCUUCCCGAUGCUCGUCAACUGAAUGAUGAACAGAUUGAACUCAUUAUUAGAAAGUUGCAAAUGGCGCAACAAGAAGCUCCGCAAAUUAUUGCGGCGUUGGAAGCCCAUGCCGAAGCGCGUUCCUUGAACGGCAGUGAUAGUCGGCCUCGGCCACACCAGCAACAGCGCCAACAGUACGAAGACGACGAGGAUGACGAUGAUGAAAUCGAUGAAGACGCCAACUAUCCCAUGGUUGGGUCCGGCUGCUCGGAUGAUGUUUCCAUAAUGAGUGACCUGACGACUCCAACCGUAGUGAACGAUAGACACGUCCCGGAGGAAGAGCACUACCGAGAUACCCUACCACCCAUGAUUGUUGGUGGGGGUGGCGACCGAGCGCCUCCCAUGAUGAUUGCACCUACCAAACGUAAGAAUCUCGUCAAUUCGGUGCGUCCAGGAAUGUCACGGGGAGCGCGGCCAGGUCUACUGGCACCGCCAUCCCGGGGGGCCGCGGCGGCCCGCCAAAAACGCUAUCAAGACACAAUGCACAAGUUACAGCAAGAAUCCCCAACGCCAUCGACGAAAAGGAUUCUCAAGGUUAAAAAGGACCCCACCAAGAAAAGUUCGUCUUCCACACGACGUCCCACCAGCAGUUCCGAAAACACCCAUUCUCACAAAGAGUUCAACGCCCGGAAUGAAUGGGAGUCCGAAAAUGCCGGACGCAGCUCGGCUCCUACUCGUAAAUCCAAGCCAAAAAAGUCUAGUGCGACUACCGCCAUUGACGAUGACGGUUUUCUAGUAGGGGAUUCCUUUGAUCCCUUUGCUAGUAGUGAUAACAACCCGUUUGCUUCACGCACAACUUCCGCAGGCGACUUGGCAUUUUCGACGUCCCGCCGGGAUCCCUUCUCAUCCUCUUCCUCUGCAAACGGCUUCGACGCGUUUGGGGGGGCAUCUGGAUCGCGCAAACUGAAAAAGAAACCAGAGCGUAGCAUUGAAAGUUCCUUCUCCUCCAGCCGGAGUAAGGAAGGCAACCCUCGGUCCAGCGCGACAGGCGGUGCGACACCGCGUCGUCGUGCACGACGGGCCAGUCUUGCCAUGUAGAAUCAGUCUCUUUCUUGAACAGCCCGAAAGUUGUGGUUACAUAGAAUUUGAUGCAAUCGUCGAUAGGUAAUUUCAAGAACAGGCACAGCGUUCGCUCAAAUCCCCGUCCACAGCACCAGAGCGAAUGCUCGAGCACAACACUCCUGUACCAGCCUAGCAUUCAAACAAUACCAAACUUAUU